AUGAGCCCAAUAUUAAAGGAGAUGGACGCCGCCAACGCGGCACAGGCACCCCCGACAACCAGUAACGAAAGGGCUGCGUUGGAGCCUGCUGUGGUCGUCCCUCCGCAUGCUCACGAAAGGAGCGCGGACACCAAUGCACUAGAAAUGGUUUUCACGAUACUGAGCGGCAUGGAAGAGCGCACGAACAAGAUGGAACUGUUCAGGCGAGGCUUGCUGAAGAAGAGCGCACGCGAGGCACUGUUGACAGUGGUAUUUUCGGCUCCAUGCUCGGCGCUGACUUCGUGGGCAGGCUACAUCGAGAUGCUCUCGACGAUCGGAGUUGACAAGUCAUCAAGCACCGCGACAUGCGACGGAUAA
Molecule: messenger RNA, 357 nt
Organism: Peronospora belbahrii
Lineage: Eukaryota; Oomycota; Peronosporomycetes; Peronosporales; Peronosporaceae
Source: the annotation of a GenBank genome assembly